AGUAGCACUGCCACUAGAGGGGAAACGCAGAGAGAAGGAAAGUGAUCGAUCAUUGAUCAAAGAUGGUAAAGCAAAGCGUGGUGGUGAUGAUGGUGGUGACAAUAAGCAUAAUGGGUGGUGCAACUGGAAAUGCAAUGCGAGUGAAACUGAAAGCAGGGAAUUGGGGUGCAAGUUUUGAAGGAGAGAAGAAAGAAACGCUGACCAACCUUCAAUUCUAUUUCCACGACACGCUCAGUGGGCGAAACCCGACUGCGGUUCGGGUGGCUGAACCGGUCGACAAAACCAAGUCUUUCAUCACCCUUUUCGGCUCAAUCAUGAUGGCGGAUGACCCGUUAACAGAGACAUGGGACCCCAAGUCCAAGAUAGUGGGCCGGGCCCAGGGUCUUUAUGGGUCAUCGUGCCAGCAGGAGGUUGGGCUUUUGAUGGCCAUGAGUUACUCCUUCAGUGACGGGCCAUACAAUGGAAGCUCCUUCGCCCUUCUUGGGAAAAACUCGGCCAUGAACCCGGUUCGUGAGAUGCCUGUGGUGGGUGGCACGGGGCUCUUCCGCAUGGCACGUGGCUAUGCCAUCGCCAAGACUCAUUGGUUCGAUCCCACCACCGGUGAUGCCAUUGUUGGCUACAACGUCACCCUCCUUCAUUAAACUUAUGUUGCUCAACUACUUUUUUAAUAUAACUUAUCCAACUACAUUAUAAAAUAUAUGGGUAUGUUCUAUGCAGUUAAUAGUUACCGUCUUCGCCUACCACUCUUUUUGUAUGUACUCAUCUUUUCUUUUUCUACAUCACUUUCAUCCUUCAAUAAAACCUUUAUUACUUCUCUUUA
Molecule: messenger RNA, 820 nt
Organism: Cajanus cajan (pigeon pea)
Lineage: Eukaryota; Viridiplantae; Streptophyta; Magnoliopsida; Fabales; Fabaceae
Product: dirigent protein 23
Source: RefSeq, a predicted model, not a curated record